ACGCAGAGGUUCUCUUGGCUUCCGUGUUUAUGCUCAGUUGGCCAGUUGCAGUUGUUGGCGGUACUAUAUUCUAGGCGUGUGGCAUCAGUCUCCUACUCUCCCAUACAUUAUUUUUUUUUCUAGCAAGAAUGGCGGAAAGGGGACCCGGUGGGGACGUGCCUGAGGAGGAUAGUGGAAAUAUAGGAGCCGGUGACAAAGGCGGCAGAAAUAGUACAAGUCAAGGCGACGGGUCAGCCACAUCAUCAGAACAGAUCUUGCAGACUGGAAGUCUACUUUUACGUGGGUUUAUUGCUGAUCGGGUGCAACGUUCUCCCAAUAUGGCUAGUGCAGACGUGCCAGAGUUGGGGAAUACAGAAGAAUUGCAAUGUGGUGACUCUUCUACCAAGAGGCUGAGCGAGUGUUUGCGAAAAAUAGGAGAUGAGCUGGAUGGGAAUAUGGAGCUGCAAAGGAUGAUUGAACAGGUGCAAAACAACCCUCCGAAAGAGGUGUUUUUUCGUGUGGCUACGCAGAUGUUUGCUGAUGGAAAUUUUAACUGGGGACGUGUGGUGGCUCUCUUUUACUUUGCCUGUAAACUUGUCCUUAAGGCACUGUGCACGCAUGUUCCUCACAUGAUCCGUACCAUUAUUAACUGGACCAUGGAAUAUCUUAGAGAACAUGUUUUACAGUGGAUAAGGGAUCAAGGAGGCUGGGAAGGUCUCCUGUCUUACUUCGGAACCCCCACUUGGCAAACUGUUAGUGUUUUUUUGGCUGGUGUUCUUACAGCCUCCUUUGCCAUCUACAGAAUGUCCUAAUAAGUCAUUCAUAGUUCUACAUCCAGUUAUUUUUAGUGAUAUACUUCCAAAAGCACAGAGCCCUGAUUCUCCUAUGACACUGUCAAGAUUAAAGAAUUCAUGUAUACAGUUUUCAGUGACGGAAAACCUACAUGAUUGUGGUUCUGCAGUGGUUUUGAGACUACGACCUGCAAUCAAACUUCAGUAGGGGGAUGUGUGUUUGUUUUUUUUUAUUUGUGUUUUCCUUUUCUUUUUUUUUUUUUUUAAACCAAUAUUAACUUGUGCCUUUUUUUUGUUUUUAAAGAAAGGAUAAAAUGGUUUUAAAAGCCUUCUCGAUUUAAUACUUGAACUUGUUUUACCCAUUUCCCUAAACUAAGAAAAGAAUAAGAUCAUGUGAAUCUGGGAAUGGCGAAGAUUGAAAUAUGAAAAUGUGCAUUAGUACUAAAGCUGUGCAAAGAUUUAUGGGCUGUAAUAGAUAGUAUUGAGUGCCAUUUUUCACAGUUUUGCACCUUGAGCUCUUUAUUCCGUUAUUUAAAUAAAAAAAAAAAAUCAUUUGUGUCUCAGGGUGUUAAAGCAGCAUUGUAUCUUUGUUGUCUUUAUAUUGUUAAUUAUGUGUAAAACCUAGUUGUUUAGACCAGUUCUGUGCAAUUCAUUUAAAUUAAGUGCAUUAACAAACUGAAAAUAUUCUGUACAAUUUUGGAAGCCUUUAUACUCCGCAAAUGGUUUAAAAAAAAAAAAAAAAAAAAAAAAAUUGGUUUAGUAAAAUAUACAUUUAUGUGAUAUAGAUUCCCAACUAUUUUAAACGUUGAGUAUCUAUUGACAUCUUAAUGUUGCUUUAAUUGGGGGAAUCUUACAAAUAUUAACCCAGUGUUCUCCACAGGAUCUAUUUAAUGGGCACACCACCCAUCUGAAUGUCUUUACCACCCAACUAAAGUUGAAGACAAUAUUAAGAAUACAAUUAGCAAAUAUUAUUUUCAGCAACACAAAUUAUCAUUAAAUCAAUUUAUUAUGCAAUUUGUUUUAGAUAGCUUAUAUUAACCUUUAUAUAAGAACAUUUUAUAAUAUUGCAAAUUAUUAAUUUUCCCCCAUUGGCUUCUUCAUAAUGCCUGACAAAAUUUUCUGUGGAAACGCUGUUUUAUGAAUGGACUUUUGGAUGUGUGAAAAAUAGACAAGGUUUUUUUUUUUUUUUUUUUUUUCCCCAGUUGAAUAAAUAGCUUAAUUUCUUUUGAAACCGUAGUUACACCUGCAUGUAUUUACCAACUGUUUUAAUUAUAUGUCAACAUUUUGUUAAAAUUACAGAGCUUUUUGUCACUAGCAUGAUCAAAUUUAAAUUAAGAUUUUUUUUAUUGUACACUCCUGUAAAUACACUCUGAACUGCUUACUGCCAGAACCAUUAUAUUUAUUUAUAAUACAACGUAUAAACGUGGACAUCUGGAGCAAGCGCACUAUAUCAGACUAAUGCCUUACUAUAAAUUUUUUACUUUGAAAGUACUAUCCUUUUUAAUAUCUUACGUAUGGUUAAAGGUUGAAAACCUACAAAUGAAAGAUUGCAAAUAAAAAUGUAAAAUGUAGAUACUGGAUAGAUGUUAGUAAAAAGAUCUGUAGUUUUGGUUCUAAUAUAUUAAAACCACUGCUAAGUGUUAUAUUUUAAAUUCUUAGACUCUCAUUAGCUAACCGAUAAAUGUUAGUAAACGUAGACCUGUGGUUUGGGUAUAUUGUAUUAAAACCACUGCUAAAUGUUAUAUUUUAAAUUCUUAAAUUUUAGUUUUCUUUCCAAUGGCAUGGGGAGUCCACAAAUCCAUUCCAAUUACUAGUGGGAAUUCAACUUCUGGCCAGCAGGAGGAGGCAAAGAUCACCCCAGCAGUGCUGUGAAGCAUCACUCUCACUUCCUAUAAGCCCCCAGUCAUUGUUUGCCUUAUACAUCGGGAGGAUGUGCGAAGAUGGUGUCUGAAGGUAUUUAAUCCUUUAAUGGGUACUUUUCCCUGCAAGCAAGGAUUGGGGCUAUGCCGUGUCCAUAUAAUCCUCUUUAGAAAGAGUAAUGGUGGCUUUUAGCAGUUAUAAGAUGGUGAGGUAAUUUUUGCUUACCUUAUAACACUUAUGCUACCCCUCUAUAGAAAACCAGGGUUGGUUACUCUGUUUUUCUUUUUCUACAGGUCCCUGUAAGGUGCCGGCUAAGUUUGUCAUACCUGUGUUGCUGUACCUGCCCUGCAGUGGAUCCACAAAGUAAGUGCUUUUGCCUUCUAGGUGAGAACGAUACAGCACUUAUGGUGUUAAUAUAUGUUGACAGGGACUCUGUUUACUUUUCUCUUAAUAAUUUAGGAUAUACACUGAGGGGCAAUAGUGGCUCGGCACUGCUUCAGGGGAUUUAUUAUAUAAACUAAUAUAUAUAGUUUUAAUAGAGGCUCUUGAUAGUUUACUGGCUCUUGAGAGGUUAAUUUGUAUGUUGAACUGUACCUGAGACCGGGUUGGAACUUCACCGGUCUCAGGAUUUUUAGGGAUACAUUUUUAUUAAACUCUGAUGCUUUGUGUAUACCCGUUUUGGGCCUCCCAAGUGUCAACAAAUUUCCCAAGGUUCCGUCCUUCAAAAUGGAGACUAUACAUUCCAUUCUACCCUUGAUUCAGGAAUGUCAGUUUGACUACCAUAGACCUGAAGGCCGUGUAUCUCCAUGUUCCUAUUCACAGGGACCAUCACCAAUACUUACUGUUUUCCUUUCUAGACAAACACUUCUAAUUUGGAGGUGGUCAGAUCUCAGGGGAUAGCGGUGGCACCAUACCUCGACAAUAUCUUGGUUCAGGCGCCAUCUUUUCAUUUAGCAAAAUCCUAUACAGACGAGACUUGUCUAUUCUUCGUUCCCACAGGUGGAAAGUAAAUCUGGAAAAGAGUUCCCUGGUACCAGACACCAGGGUAUGCUUUUUGGGAAUUAUCAUAGACUCUCAGUCCAUGUAAAUUUUUCUGCCGGAUGUCAGAAAAUUCAAGCUUCUUGUCUUUCACUUCAGUCCUCUAUCUGUCCAUAAGUGGCUCAAUGUAUGAUAUUAAUUGGUCUAAUGGUUGCUUCCAUGGACAUUAUUCCUUUUUGCUCAUUUCCAUCUGAGACCAAUACAGUUAUGCAUGCUCGGGCAAUGGAACGGAGACCACUCGGAUCUCUCUGAGAAUAGUUCGAGACUCUAUCUUGGUGGAUUUCUCAGGACCAUCUGUUUAAGGGUACAUGCUUCCUCAGACCAUCCUUGGUGAUUGUGACCACAGAUGCCAGCCUGUCGGGCUGGGUAGCAGUUUGGGGUUCUUUAAAGGCUAUGGGUCUUUGGACUCAGGAGUCUUCUCUCCCAAUAAACAUCCUAGAGUUGAGAGCAAUCUUCAAUGCUCUAACAGCUUGGCCUCAACUAAGUUCGAUCUGGUGUAUCAGAUUCCAAUAGGACAACCUCGGUGGCGUAUAUCAACCAUCAGGGAGGAUCUCUGAGUUUCUUAACUAUGAAGGAGGUGACUCACAUUCUCCAGUGGGCGGUGUCUCACAAUUGUCUUCUCUGCCAUCCACAUCUCAGGGGUGGACAACUGGGAAGUGGAUUUUCUGAGCAGACCUUUCAUCCCAGGGAGUGGGCUCUACAUCUGGAAGUAUUCACAAUGAUAACCCUCAGGUGGGGGGUUCCAGAGUUGAAUCUGAUGGCGUCUUGUCUAAAAGGCAAGCUUCCAAGGUAGAGGUCGAGAUCCACAAGCAUCUCUGAUCGACACUCUGGCAGUUCCCUGGUACUUCAAUCUGGUGUACCUGUUUCCUCUGUUUGCCCGUAUUCCUCUGGUGAAAGCUCAUAUCAAGCAGGAGGGAGCGUCUGUGAUUCUAAUCGCCCCAUCCUAGCCUCGAAGAAUCUGAUUUGCGGAUCUGGUGAAGAUGUUGUCCCUUCCCCCUUGGAAGUUGCCUUUGAGGAAGGACCUUCUACUUCAGGGUCCGUUCCUCCACUCAAAUCUAGAUUCUUGGAUCCUGACUGCUUGGAGAUUGAACGCCUAGUCUUGGCUAUGCAUGGGUUUUCUGAAGUCAUUGAUACCAUGCUUCAGGCUCGUAAACCUGUUGCUCGCAAAAUUUACCAUAAGGUAUGGCGCAAAUACCUUUUUAUUGGUGUGAAUUGAAGGGGUUUUUCUUGGAGUCUGGUGAGGAUCCCCCCCACACACACACACAUUUUGUCUUUUCUUCAGGAUAGCCUGGAGAAAGGUUUGUCAGUCAUUACUCCUAUAGGGUCAGAUUUCUGCACUGUUUUUACACAAACAUCUGGCAGAUGUGCUAGAUGUUCAAUCUUUUUUGUUCAGGCCUGUGUUUAAACCUGUUGCUCCUCCAUUGAGUCUUAUCCUAGUUUUGCAGCAUGCUCCGUUUGAGCCUAUGCAUUCGGUUGAUAUUGAGUGGUUAUCUUUGAAAGUUUUAUUUAUCCUCGCUAUUUCUUCUGCUAGCAGAGUUUCUGAGCUUUCGGCUCUGCAAUAUGAUUUCCCCUUACCUUUUUAUUUUUCAUGCGGAUAAGGAGGUCCUUCGUACUAAGUUGGGAUUUCUUCCUAAGGUACUGUUGGAUCGCCACAUCAAUAAGGAAAUUGUUGUUCCUUCCUUUUGUCCUAAUCCUUCUUGUCAGAAGGAACGCCUGUUGCAUAACCUGGAUAUUCUGCGUGCUCUAAAAUUUUAUCUCCAAGCAACUAAUGAUUUUUGGCAAUCUACUGCCCUGUUUGUUUUCUCUGGUAAGCUUAAUGGGACAGUCAAAAUAAACUUGAUUUAAUCAUUUGCUUGCCAACGAGCCGUUUUGAAAAAAAAAAAUGGAACCCAAACUCCUCCUCCCAUUGUCUUCUUCCCCGGAGCUUGUUUGAAAUAUUCUCGUGCCCGCCAAACUUGAUGACGAGCCUUUAGCUAAACGCAUGCGCAAAGAACUGGCGGUCCGUCACUGAAAUAGGAACCUUCUUACAGUUCCUUGAAUAAAGAGGCCGCUAGCAACGAUACAAAAUAACUGCGCAUGCGCAAUUGGGUGUGAACGUCGUGGCCGACACUUAUGUGAUUUGCUGUUACAAUCAUCUUCAAAAUGACUUAAACUUAGGGGGAGUUUGGCUUCAAUUUUUUUUACAUUAACGGCAGUUGGUUUUUUAAAAAAAAAUUUGCGAUUCACUGUGGACUGCAGAAUAGGAAGAAGGAUGUGUGGCAAGUAAAUGAUUAAAUCAAGUUUAUUUUGGGUGUUGACUGCCCCUUUAAGGGUCAGAAGGCCACUUCGACUUUUUUUUUUUUUUUUUUUACGGCUCCACUAGGGCAGUCUCUUCUUCCUGGGCCUUCAAAAAUGAAGCUUCUGUGGAAUAUAUCUGCCAGGCAGGCACUUGGUCCUCCAUUGCAUACCUUUUUCAAAAUUCUACAAAUUUGAUACUUUUGCCUCGGCUGAGGCUUCCUUUGGGAGGAAAGUUCUUCAAGUGGUGGUGCCUUCUGUUUAAAGGGACAGUAUACUGAAAAAUGGUUUUUCGCUUAAUGUGUUUACAAUUGCUUUUUUUUUUACCAACUGCAGAGAAAAAAUGUAUGAAAAAUAGCUUUUUGUUUUUUUUGUGUAUAUUAAAGCUCUGAUUUUAUGUUUUGAAGCCACAACCUAAUAAAUUGGGUUGAGCUUGUAGGUAUAAUCAGAUCUCAUUACUGUAUCACAUUGUGUACAUAUACCUGCUUCUUUAUCUUAUAUCUUUCCAUAAAACAAAUACCAGUACUUGGAGAGAACAAUGGAAAAUUAACAUUGUAUUACCUUAUCUCUGCUAUAUCCCACUUGGAGUGUAGUUUCUUCUGCUGACUGUGUUUACAAAGCUUAUCUAUAGCUGGGACCUGCGGCCACAAACUUUUAGAAUAGGUGGGGAUACCACAUGCUAAAUCAACUAUUUCAAAUGCCAAUAUAAGGGUAAAGGAGCUACUUGUAAACAAUUUAAUACACUUCAGCAGGUAAAGUGGAUCAUUGGGAACAAAUUAAAGGGGAGAAAUUUUUUGAGUAAACUGUCCCUUUAAGUCCGCCUGUCUUGUUCUCCCGCCCUUCCAUUCUGUGUCCUCUAGCUUGGGUAUUUCCAUGCCAUUGGAAAGAAAACAAAAUGUAUGCUUACCUGAUAAAUGUCUUCAUUUCCUGGCAUGGAAAUUCCAUGACCAGCCCUUAAAGGGACACUGAACCCCAAUUUUUUUUCUUUCGUGAUUCAGAUAGAGCAUGCAACUUUCUAAUUUACUCCUAAUAAUUUUUAUUCGUUCUCUUGCUAUCUUUAUUGGAAAAAGAAGGCAUCUAAGCUUUUUAUUCAGAACUCUGGAUAGCGUUUUUUUUUAUUAGUGGAUGAAUGUAUCCACCAAUCAGCACGGACAACAGAGGUUGUUCACAAAAAAUGGGCCGACAUCUAAACUUGCAUUUCAAAUAAAGAUACCAUGUGAAUGAAGAAAAUUUGAUAAUAGAAGUAAAUUAGAAAGUUGCUUAAAAUUUCAUGCUCUGACUCUCAAAAGAAAAAAUUUAAGUUUAGUGUUCCUUUUUAAUUUGUUUGUUUUUCUUUUUUUUUUUUUUUUUUUUUGUAACCUUCUAGGUCAACAUUUUUAAACUUAGUGCCCAUAUGUAUUAAAUUAUUUGAUUCAUUCAAAUCAGUGAUUAUUUGCAACAUUAGAAGUUUCCUAAUUUCCUCUUUAAACUUUUAAGUCUUUAAAAAAAUAUUUUAAAGCCCAAUUCUUCUCACAUCCAUUACCAGGCCCAGAUAAAAGCACACAGAUGAGUUAUCUGUAGUAGAGAGUGAAGCACUAAAGAACAUAUGUAAUCCUGUUGCCUUGUUAGGAAUAUGAGAACUACUUUUUUUCUAUAAUUUAAUAAAUGUAUUACUUCAGUUCCUACUUGAGUUAUACGCUUAACGGGACAGUCUGCUUUUUUCUUUUUUAUAUAAAAUAAAGAUAGAUAACACCUUUUUACUACCCAUUCUCUAGCUUUGUGCAUAACCAACAUUGUUAUAUUAAUAUACUUUAUAAGCUCUGCCUGUUUUUAAGCCCUUGCAGACCACCUCGGUGCUAGUUCAUGUGUACUAUAUAGAUAACGUGCUUACUCCCAUGGAGCUAUGCAUGAGCCAGCACUAAUUGGCUAAAUUGCAACUUUGUUAAAAGCACUGAAAUAAGGGGCAAUUUGUAGAGGCUUAUAUACCUCAAUCAUUGAGAUACAAAGUAUAUUAAUAGAACAGCGUUUAUUAUGCAAAACUGGGGAAUGGGUAAUAAAAGGAUUAUUUCUUUUUUAAGAAUAAAAAUGUUCAAGUAGACUGUCUCUUUAAACUUAACGACAAAUAAUUUUAUAUGAUACAAGUAUACUUUGGUAUUAUCGUGUUAUGUAAAUAAUAUAUAUUUUUUUAGCUCCCCACACAUUUACUUUUAUACUCCGUUCUUUUGUAUACAUACAUUUUUUUUAAAGCAGUGGCAUAGUUAUACUUUAGUGCAAUAGGACAUUUUUUCAGUGCUGCUUUAACGUAUCAUCACUUGACCACAGAUGAGAUUACCUAAAAUUAAACUUCAUGAUCAUAUCAUUAAAAGGAUAUAAAAGUCAACAAAACAUUCAUGGUUUUAGACACGACAGGCCAUUUUAAGACACAAUUCCAUUUACUAGAGAAGACUUUAAUUAUGUGUUUAAAGGGACAUAAACACUAAAUACAAUUAUAUAAGCAUAGUAUUUAUCUUAUUUCCCUCCUCGUCACUGGUGCUGCUAUGUUGAAAUCUAGUUUUCAUUGCAUUACAGGGCUGAUGUGUUUGCACAUGUGCAGCAACUCUCCUUCAGAUACCUGCAGUGUAACCUAGAUUCUAAAAUUCGGUACCCAUAAUUAGGGGGAGGUGCAUGAAAUGCAUUUAGUGUUUAAAGGGCCAUAAUAGUCGAAAAAUAACAUGCAAUAAUUUGUUAGAGCAUGGGAUAUUAAGGCUAUUGACCCUACACAACUUUGUGUUAAACACACAGAAGUGCUGCUUAAGACCCACAGAGAACUGCUGGUCCCAAGUGGAACCCUCCGCUUAUCCAAUCUAUUAUGAUCCUUUAAUGUCCCAUUAACUUCUCUGCUUGGGGAUUAGUUAUAUGCAAGACAACGCAAGAAUAAAAUUAGAGCAUUUUCUCUUUGCAUUUUUAAGUCUCAAUACUACUAAGUCUAGUAGUGAAAGACUGACCAAUUCAGUAUGAAGACUGCAUCCCAGAUAUGUGAGCUUGUUUUUUUUAUUAUUAUUUGAUAAUGUUAGAGAUUAUUCUUUAAAAUGAUUUGUUUUCACUUUAAAACAUAUAUUUACUUGGGUGUUUAAGUAGUUGAUGGGGAUAACUGUGCAUUCACAAACUUACUGGGCAUAUACUUGAUACCGUUAUACCUCAGCUUUAAACUGUUCAGUGAUUUUCUUUGAAGUUGGCAGUGAAGAGAUUUCAGUGCCUUUUUUUUCCUCCUUUAAUAUGCUCCACUUUAAUCUUUUUAGGAUUGUGAUUAAAGUCAAAUUACAAACUUCUUUGUAAACUACUUUUACACUCAAAAUGUUGUUGUAGACAAUCGUUUUACCUUAACUUAUACUGUAUACUUACAAUGCUUGUCUCUUUAAAUGUACUUUUGUGCAAUCCUUGUCUUUCUCGCCUAUCAAUUCUGCAUGGGUAGAAAAUAAUAAUAAAAAGUGAGCAAUAACAGUACAGUUCUAAUAUAAAAGAACUAUUUCUCCGUAGUUGCUUAGGGUCAAAAAGGGAACUUUAGUCAUUGCCAAUUACUUUGCUUCUUGCCUAUAGCUGAAAGUCUGUGCCGUUUUUACGGUUUCCUAUACAAGACUAAUUCAUGAUUACUAUUACCUCUGUCUCCAUGGAGAUAUACAUGCUGGUUUUUAAACUGGUGCUUCCUUACUCCACGUUUGCAUCAAAAAGGCAAUGUGGGAGAUUGGGACUAUGCAAAAAACCAACAAACUGAGUAGCCGUUUUUAGAUAAUAAAAAAAAUAAUUGUCUUUUUUAAGGAGUAUCCUUAUCCCCUUUUUAAGAAAAUGUUUUUUUUCUUUGUAUAUUUUCUUUCUGAUAUAAAUAAAUUGUCUUGAGUAUCA
This is a messenger RNA of Bombina bombina (fire-bellied toad), 9800 nucleotides long. RefSeq names its product BCL2 associated X, apoptosis regulator (gene BAX). Gene Ontology annotation, biological process: extrinsic apoptotic signaling pathway in absence of ligand; release of cytochrome c from mitochondria; mitochondrial fusion. NCBI's taxonomy places the organism in Eukaryota, Metazoa, Chordata, Amphibia, Anura, Bombinatoridae. The transcript is spliced from 6 exons. Gene Ontology annotation, cellular component: mitochondrial outer membrane. The record is from RefSeq and is a predicted model, not a curated record. Gene Ontology annotation, molecular function: protein heterodimerization activity; channel activity; protein homodimerization activity. The coding region runs from base 129 to 791 and encodes 220 amino acids.